UCGCAUCCUCCUCGCGUUGACGCACGCAGCCGCGGCUACCCCAGGCCCAGGGACUACAAGAAUAGACAAUCCAACAUGGCGGCGACCACAACAGCUGUCAGUGAGAUCUCCAUUGAGAUGGCACCUAUCGUUUCUGAACCUGCAUGCAUCCGCCACACGCCAGAGCAGAAGCAGGGGCAGGGGAGGAGAAGAUGUGGCUCUGCCUGAUACAGAGAGGAAGCCGAACAUACUACUACGUUGUGCCGCCUUCCUGGAAUGGGUGGGCAACGCCUGCGGUGCCCUGUCCUUCAUGUGGGCCACAGUUGUAAUGCUUGGGGGUUUCUGCACCCUGCUCGAACCAACCGAUUUCUGGUCUACAACAGCUAUAAUAUUUAUUGAAGCUUUCAGGUUUUUCACUCGAGAUAACCGUUUGGAGAAUCACCCGUUGUUUGGAACUAAUGGAGCUAUUAAAAAGCUAACAUCUCACAGUGUGUUAAAGGAUGAAAAACAUACAUUUUAUGCGGUAUUGGCAGUUGUCAGCUUAUGUGACAGGAUACUUUUUGUUUGUCCGAGAAAUGUCAAGGGCAUCGCUCUCAUUGUAAUGGCAGCUUCCGGGGUUCUGAUUGGCAAUCUGCCUUUUGCCGUGCAGACAAUCCUGCAACAUCAUCUGUGGCUCUUCUUAAGCUCUCUGCUUGUCAUUCUACUCACCCUCUCCGCCCAAUUGAUCAGAAAAUUCUGGAUCCGUGGUAAGUCUCAAGGAUCUCAACUUGCAGUUGUACUAGUGCACACUGCAGUGCUGUUACUCAUGGUCAUAGUGCAGAGCAUAUCCGUUUACAUUCUUGUAUGCAAACCGCCACGGGUUAGGCAGAUAAUAAGCAAGUGGAUUAAAGUGUUAUACCUUGUUAAGGUGGUGCUGGGCUUAGCCUUGAUAGUGGGGAUGUUUUCUCUCUUCCUGCCUUCUGUUGACUGGUUCGUCUAUGGUAAUUUAGUGAAGAUGAUGGUAACCCUGAUCUUCGCACUAAGCACCAUUCCGAGCCCAAACAAUGAAACUGCGUACUAUUGGAUGGACGUCGGCUUGUGCAUAUCAAUGGCAAUCAGCUGGGUUUUCUGCAUCGAGUCUGCAGUUUUUAACCCAGGGGUGCUGCUUGUUAUACUUAUCUGUGGUAACCUGCAGCUCCCGGCAGCAAUAGCGCGUAUGCUGCUAUCAGCCAUGAGGCUUCAAGAUCAGCAGCUUGUUAAAUCGUAUCCCACUCCAGGAAGCAAAAAUUUAUUGCCUACGCUACAUCUUUUUUACUGGUUUGUGAUCUUCCAAGGCACAUUCUAUUUGUGUGCUUGCAUUCUCAACUUUUAUGGGGCUAAACUGCAGUUGCACAAUGAAAAGGGCUUGGGGGAUGUUCAAAAGGAAGAAGCAGCAUUUGGCCCUCAAACCAUUCUGGACAGUUAUGGGACUAGACUGCAGUUGCACAAUGAAAAGGGUUUGGGGGAUGUUCAAAAAGAAGAAGAAGCAUUUGUCUCUCAAACCAUUCCAGACGGUUCUAUAGCAAUUAGCAUAAGAUCUGACGAGGAACAAUCAAACACCAAUCCAGUUAACUGCAUACUGGUCGGGACACUCCCUGUCCCCCUAUAAGAUGAAAAUUUGACAGAAUAAUUUGGGAAAAGCUCAGGUGGAGCAUGUUCAGACGGCGGAUGAACUUCCGGCGAAUUCGGCGGUGGUGACAUUGUCCAGCACAUAGUUGCAGCAUAUUCACCCCAGAUUUGUUGAGUCUCGAGACAUUGUAGAAAUAAUACAGAUUUUAUGUCAAACUAAAAUCCUAGAAUGUCCCUUACAAUGUUGGGACGACCGACGCACCUGUAUAAGAUAUAGAAUAUAAGAUGCCGAGAAGAAUUUAUCUGACAACCUGCAGAAAACUACAAAAUGUGAAGCCUAAAUAUAUCAGUGUAGGAGACAAUUGAAAGAAAGAAUCAGAUACGUGUUGG
Molecule: messenger RNA, 1956 nt
Organism: Triticum urartu
Lineage: Eukaryota; Viridiplantae; Streptophyta; Magnoliopsida; Poales; Poaceae
Source: RefSeq, a predicted model, not a curated record